Molecule: messenger RNA, 1311 nt
Organism: Schistosoma turkestanicum
Lineage: Eukaryota; Metazoa; Platyhelminthes; Trematoda; Strigeidida; Schistosomatidae
Source: the annotation of a GenBank genome assembly
CAGAAUUAUAUUGACACCGAUCCUGAAUCACAGGUAUAGAUAAGUCGUAAGCUUAGGAAACGAUUAACGAAUUUGGGAUUCUUUGAAUGUUGAACAGUGUGGAUAUCUAAAUUCUCUAUUAGUGAUUUCCUCAUUUAUUCAGAAUGGGUCUUUGGCUUCACUUGUCUUUGAUUUUGUUAUGCAUAAUAAUUCUGGCUUCAUCGAUUCCUACAUCAAUACAAAAACACGAGCUUGAAGAAACUGAUACUUUUGAAGGUCACCUGAUGGAAGAUGAGGGAUCACAAUCUCGAGGACGCAACUUGGGUAACAGGUCUGGGUCUAGGAAAAAUGAUUCAUCAUCAACUGGUGAACGACGAUCACAUAGACGUCGUAGAAAGCAUAAUCGACAUUGUGAACAACCAGGUCACUGUCCUGAAGGCGGUGGUGGUGCUAAUUGGCGACGACCACAUAGACGUGUGAAAAAACAUCGUACACGAUGCACUGCUGAUGUUGAUUGUCCAGAAGGUCAACUGUGUAAAGAACGUCGUCAUGGAGGCGGAGGACGUAAACAUCAAGCUGCCGGUCGUGAUGCUCCAUCAUCAACUUCCAACGAUGCAUCGUCAUCAUCAUCAUCAUCAUCGUCACAUAAUGGAUCAAAAGUUGGUGGAAAGAAAUUUUGUCGUGAACGAAAACAUCGUGGAAUACACCGAAAAUCGGGAUUUUUGUAAUUCAUUGGUAUCAAGGAAAAAACAUUUCAUUCAAAUCAGUUUAUACUAAUUCAUAUAGACAAAUUAUCAUCUCCUUUAUAUAAUACAUACAUGCAUACUUGAAUUACUUACUACUUCCUUGUUUGUUUGUUCGGUUUUCCCUAAAAAAUAAUUUUAUUCCGAAGAAUAAAACAUAAACCACUUUAUAUUAUUCAUCGAUUUUUUCUCUUAAAGAAAUCAAUACGUUCUUAUUGAUCGUGUUUAUUAUUAAUCCUCGCGUUUCAUGUUUUUAAUCGAUCAUCAAGCAUUCAACUUCUUUCUCCUUACACUGUUUGUUAUUAUUAUUAUUUAUCGCUUUUGUCUUUGACAAUUUUAUUUCAAUUAUGUUUUGGCGCAUUUUGUUUUUUUCUUAAAUUUCUAUAAUAUUUUGUUUUAACCAAUCUCUUUUCUUUUUUGUUCAUUGAAUAAUUAAUUGUGUGUGUGCGCGCGCCCAUUAUUAAUUGUUGUUUCUUAUAUAGUUUGUUUUAUUAUACCAUAUCUAAUUCAUUCAUUCAUUCUUCAUUGGAAACAUUAAAUUAUUCAAUGUUGUCAAUAUAAAAAUAUACAUAUAUAAUAUAUACGAUAA